Messenger RNA from Haplochromis burtoni (Burton's mouthbrooder), 5454 nucleotides. RefSeq names its product TSC complex subunit 1b (gene tsc1b). Lineage: Eukaryota; Metazoa; Chordata; Actinopteri; Cichliformes; Cichlidae. The record is from RefSeq and is a predicted model, not a curated record. Gene Ontology annotation, biological process: regulation of cell cycle; negative regulation of cell population proliferation; negative regulation of TOR signaling. Gene Ontology annotation, cellular component: TSC1-TSC2 complex.
GGCACACUGUGGUGGGAUGGGCUGUGAGCUGUUCAAGAUGGCGGCGCCCUGUGGAGUGCAGCUACUCUAACAGAGGUGCCUGGAGACUGUAUUGGUGGGUGGGUCCCAGGAGUCCUCCAGGCAAGUGGGGACGGACGCCGUGACAGAGACGCUGCCUCCACGUCCAGCACUGCCACCACCAUGGCCAGGGAGCAGCCAAAUGUGGGGGACCUCCUCCCACUCUUGGAGACCUCUGACCUCCACCAGCUAGAAGAGAUCAGAGGCCUUAUCAAUGAGCAGCUCAGCACUGAACGUGGGUCCAUGCUGCUAAACACGCUGGUGGACUACUAUUUAGAAACCAACUCCGCCCAGGCUGUGCAUAUCCUGUCAUCUGUCAGAGAGCCACAUGAUAAGCACCUUCUAGAUAAGAUGAAUGACUGUAUGACCAAACAGGCCUGCCGGCUGCCCACCCUCACUCUACUCGGCCAUGUAGUCCGCAAGCAGCCGUCCUGGAUCCACAAGAUUGCUCGAUACCCUCUGCUCCUCUCACUGCUCAAAUGCCUAAAGACAGAUACAGAUGUAGUCGUGCUUAUCACUGGAGUGCUGGUGCUGAUCACUCUGCUGCCCAUGAUCCCUCAAGCUGGGAAACAACACCUGUGGGAGUAUUUUGACAUCUUUGGCCGUUUGGCAUCGUGGAACCUGAAAAAUCCAGGCCAUGUUUCAGAGGUUUACCUAAUCCACCUACACGCCAGCGUCUAUUCCCUCUUCCACCGUCUCUAUGGCAUGUACCCUUGCAAUUUUGUGUCCUACCUGCGCUCCCAUUACAGCAUGAAGGAGAACAUGGAAACCUUUGAGGAAGUAGUUAAGCCGAUGCUUGAACACGUUCGCAUUCAUCCAGAAUUGGUGACGGGAACCAAGGAUCAUGAGCUUGACCCCACCAGGUGGAAAAAGUAUGAAAUCCAUGAUAUCGUCAUUGAAUGUGCCAAAGUGUCUCUAGACCCCAAGGAGGCUUCCUGCGAGGAGGGCUAUGCCACCAUGCCUGAGAACUUUUACCCCCAAAUCCACCUGCGACCACAGGACUGCACUUCCAGCCCCUACCCAGACCUCCACAGUAGCUAUGGAAGCACUUCUUCAACCCCAUUUUCAACUCCACGACAGCCUCUACCCCCACCCCUGUCCUUGCCCCCCUUCUCAGGGACACAAUCCUCGUACCGCAGCCCACAGACCUCCAGACGGCAGAACUCCUGUGAAUUAAAUUCCUCCUGUGGUGGGAAAGACCCUCUGUGGAGCCCCUCCUCAUUGUGUGGCAUGACUACACCCCCUUCCUCAAGGGGCAUGUCGCCCAACUUGGAGCUCUCCCACAGUGCCUCACAUCUUCCCACCCGCUUCCACUGCACAUCAGGAGGAAAAGGAACGCCUGCCUCCAGCACCCCAGCCACGUCUUCUCCGCCUCCCACCUUAUCAGAUGACUUUCCUGUAAUCUCCUUACCAGCCAACACAGUACAGUCCAGUCCACCAAGAAAAGAUCGGAGACAUGGGGAAGGCACAAAGCCCACACUGGUGAGACAAGACCCAGUAAAAGAGCCUGAGAAGAGUUCAGAAGUGGCCACAAGCAAAGAUGCAGGGGCUGCAGAGAACAUCUCCAUGACUCUGACAGAGCUUUCAGUUUUCAUGAAGAAACAGGAGUUGGAGCUGCAGCUGAGAACAGAGAAAGAAAAAGAGAAGGAAGAGGCUGCCAUCACAGAGGAGCUAUGGAAGCUCACUGAAGAAAAGCUGGAGCUGUCGGGUGUCAGGGGCUUUGACUCCCCUUUCUAUCACACCACUGAAACGCUGACUGGCUGUCAGACACGAGACAAGACCCGCUCCAGCACCCAGCCUGGAGGCACCGUCCGGGACACCCAUCAUGCCGUAUCAACACCAGAUAAAGCGGAGAACACCGUGUGUAGCAGCACUGUUGGCAGUGAAAGAGGAGCGGGAGCAGGAGAAGGAAGGAAUUCAGCUGUUGGCCUGGAGCAGUCAUGCUCCUUUCACACAUGCUUUACUCCUAUUGAGCACCACCUGCACCAAAGCCCCUCUAUCCCGGAUGAUGAAGUGACUAAGUUUGGGAUGUUCUCCCCGAGUCCGUGCAGCAAGACGCCAGCCCCGGUUCCCUAUGAGUCAUUUUUUGAUCUGGCCUUGCCGAGGGCAGCUUCACUCUUUGUGCACCAGAAGACGUCAGAGGUGGCGCACAAGGUCACCAUGGAGAGACUUUUGCAGCGGGAAGAGGGGUUGGAGGAUGGAGAGGAGGAAGGGGUAGUGUCUGCUUCACCACUGGAGGUGCUGGAUCGCCUUGUUCAGCAGGGAAGUGACGCCCACGACAAAGUUCUCAAGAGAUUACCUUUGCCAAGUAAGUCAGCUGACUGGACACACUUUGGAGAAGGACCAGCUGAACCUGCAGAGUGUGGACAUCCUAUCUCUAAGGGAGAGCUUGCAAGUGGAGCAGCAGCGAUACAGGCAGCUGUGGGAGGACCGGGAGACGGUGGUGACCAGGCUGCACAGUCAGAUCAGACAGCUGCAGCAGGGUCGAGACGACUACUACACCAAGAACCAGGAGCUCCAGAGCAAGCUGCAGGAGUAUCAGAAGAAGAUGGAUGAACUGGAAGCUGAGCUUCAAAGGGCCAACAACAAAGUUUGUCACACUGGUCACCUCCUGAAUCAGAUGACUAUCAAGCUGAGCAACAGCGAGAGCACCCAGCAGCAAAUGAGCUUCCUGAACAAGCAGCUGCUGCUCCUCGGGGAGGCACAUAAGCUGUCCAUGCAGGAAUUACAGCACGCAGACGCCAAUAACACAAAGGAGGCCCAGAUGCUGCAGGUGUCUUACGGAAAGGAGGUGGAGACUCUACGGCAGAGUCUGCUGGUUCAGGGUCAGAAACUCGAGGCAGCGCAGCAGAGAGUCGCCGAGCUGGAGACGCUUCUCUCCAAGAAGGAACACCUUAUCGCAGAGCAAAAGAAGUUCCUCGAGGACGUAAAAUGUCAAGCAAAGGCUGAGCUGCAGGCCUCAGACAGCAGGUAUCAGGCUCAGAGGAGAAUCACUCAGCUGCUGCAGACUGAACUCCUGCAGCUCUACAGCAGAGUAGAGAUGGAGGCUCCAGCCAGCACCACCUCCUGCUCACCACCAGAGGGCAGAGAUGACCCACACAUGCCUUGUGACUCCAGUGGCAUCGUGCCAGAUGGACCAAGUAACAUUCACAACAACGAGGACACAGACAGCAGACCACCACAUGACUCCCCUCAUGGCAAUGGCAGCACUUUAUCGCCAGGGCAACCAAAGGCGAGCAACUCUUCCAAGUCAACGGCAAACUCCAUCAACGGCAGUCAGGAACUUGCCCCACCCCUGCUGGUGGAGCCCUCCCUGUCCUGCCCCCACGCCAGCCUGCUCACUCCCCUGGCUGCCUCCGACACACCACUCACCGUGGGCUCCUACCCCAGUGCCAAGAGCUUCCUGGGCAUGAGGGCACGUGAGCUGUUCCGCAACAAGAGUGAGAGCCAGUGUGAUGAGGACCAGCCACCUCCUCGCCUCGCUGGCCUCGCCCACGGCCUGAAGACUGAGCUGUGCGUGGAGUCGAUAAGCCCAAGUUGUAUUGCCCCAGUCAGCCCCGCACCUUCGCCCAUCCCUCCCCCUCCCCCUCCCCCCGUUACUCCUCUCACUGUGCCCACCAAGGAGCCCGCCUCUGAGCCGAAGCAGCAGAGGGCUUCCAGGCAGGAAAGUCUCUGCAGAAAGACAGGGGCGGGGCCUGGUGGUGGGAGGGUACAGGUAGGGUCAAGUCGCCCCCGGCAGCAGCAGCUUAAGAUCAUGGACUAUAACGAGACCCAUCAUGAGCACAGUUAGGGACAUAGGACUGAGCCGGGAUGAAGGGAGACUGAAAUUUAAUGACGGAGAAGAGCUACAAAAUCGACAAGAGGAACAUGUCAGCAAUUCAGUGUUAUUUGUCCCAUUCCCUAAGUGUCACUCUGGGUGGACAACAGGAUUUUCACCCCACGUUCUUCUACUUAUAAUUGUUUUUGGGGUUUUUUUUGUUUGUGUUUUUUUUCAUAAUGCUUUAUUUCCCUGAAGAAUUUUGAUAAUGUGAUACAAGCAAUGUCAGCAUGUUACCAGUGAGCACGCUACGCUUGACAAAACAAAGGUGCUGAAAGAUUCACUGACAGGAAGCUGAUAACAGUGAUAAAGAAUCAUGAAGCUCCCUACACAGGACACCUUGACUAUUUACUUUUUAGAAAGUCAGUUCACCUAAAUUGGAGCUACUUUCUAUUGUGGUGGUGUGGCUAUCCACAGUAACAGACGGUUUGUUGUUGAAAUAUUUAGAGAUCAUGUCUAAAAGCUGUGAGCAAAAUUCCACUCAUCACUAUUGCAUAAGCUGAGAAGGCAGAAACUGUCUCUUUGACUGUAACUGGCACAAGUCAGAAAACCUGAAUUUUGGGUAAACUGACAGCUUACUCACUUUUUUUUUUUUCUUGUUUUUGUUUGAAACAUUUUCUUUUUUUUCUAUUUAAAUGGUAGCAAUUCUAAAAAAAAGAAAACACUGUUUAUUUUUCAUCAGUUAUCACUUCUAAUCAAAGUUCGAAUAUAAGUUCGCUUGAGUUUUUGGUUUGUUCUAGUGACAUUUUGAACCCACACUUUAUUGUUCCUGUGUUUAAGCAGAACAUUUCCGACAAACCUUUACAUUUUUGUUAAAAGGAAAAUUGGUUUUGCAUCCAAAUGUUUAAGUGUAGGUGCUGCGGACACACAAAAAUGAUUAUUUCCACAAAAAAGGAAAGUGAGUGAAUGAGAUUUGGAAACUGGUAACAUUUUUAUGAAUUUUUAUAAAUGCUACAUUUUCUACACCCCCUGCCCCCCCCCCCCCCUUUUUUUUUUCUUUUUAAUUUUGGGGUACAUGAACUAAAAUUGAAUCAGACCUGACAGGGUUGCACGACCCAGGUUUUAUCACAACAUUCAGUUCAAUACGAUUAUUUUGAAAGUGCCAAGCAAUAUAUUUGCAUUCUGGCUGACCUCAGUCAUCUCUAAACAUAAGUGUUGUUUCUCAACUUGUUCACUACGCUUGAAAACAGACAUAUUCUGUCCGAUGGGUUUUCCUUUCUGCAGGUCUGAUAAACAUGGAGUAACCUGUUCCCCUUUUGGAAGUAUUAGAAGUAAACUCUGGCUGUGGAAGUCCAUCUAAAUCCUGUUGUCCACCGGGAACUCCUGCUGUUUUUUCCUUCUGCCUCGCUAUCUAAAGCAUGUUCAACAAUCCACUUUAAAUGCCAACCGUAGUAUCUACAGCAAACCAAGACAGAAGAAACCAAGACAGAAGGUACAAUCAGCACAAACUGAAGGAAGAAAUCAGGACUCUCACCGGAGCUGGAGAAUCUGGGACAAAAUGGCAAAAAAGGAAGUUCGUAAAGCAGUGGCUUGUGUUUAACUGUGAACAAUAAAGAUCGUCUUCAAUGUUUUGCACUACA